GAGAUCUUCGCCGUGUAGCAUGUUAGUGUAUCUGGCUAUUCUAGGGCUCCUUUCUGGAGCCAGCACUAGAACAAUUCUUAGUGCGAACGAGAGAGAUCAUACCCAACAUCGAGAAAGGCAAGCCAGACAAGUAUGCUUCGACAGAGUGGAUCCACGCACUGGUGUGUCGGACUGCCCAAGCAGGGUGGCCUUUUGCACAAACCCAGUGUAUCAGCAAGUGAUGUGGGAGCAGUGUCCUUUGACAUGCGGGCGGUGUCCCGGUGUUUUACCAAAUCCAGGUGGUGUGAACCCAGUGCCAGUCAAUCCUGUUCCAGUCAACCCUGUUCCAGUCAAUCCUGUCGUACCAGUUAACCCGGGGACUACAACUUGUUUUGAUCGAGUACACCCGGUGACUGGCGUGUCCGAUUGCCCCAGCAGACGAGAUUUGUGCAACAGACCCGACUAUCAGCAGCUAAUGGCAGAACAAUGCCCUCUAACUUGUGGCAGGUGCCCUGGCAUUCUACCAGACCCUAGUAACCCACUGAACCCAGUCAACCCUGUUAAUCCUGUCAAUCCAGUUAAUCCAGUGGUACCAGUCAAUCCCGUUCCAGUCAACCCAGUAGUACCAGUCAAUCCCGUUCCAGUCAAUCCAGUAGUACCAGUCAAUCCUGUUCCAGUCAAUCCAGUGGUACCAGUCCCGGUACCUGUUAACCCUGUUCCAGUACCUGUCAAUCCCGUUCCCGUUAAUCCAGUGGUACCAGUCAAUCCGGUACCCGUUAAUCCCGUAGUGCCAGUCAACCCGGUACCUAUUAACCCUGUUGCACCCGUUAAUCCUGGAAUCGUUAACCCAAACUGUCGUGACUAUGUGGAUCCCAGAACAGGAGUAAGCGAUUGCCUUCGAAUGGCACAAUUUUGUCGAGAUCCAGGUUACAUUCAAGUCAUGAGUGAGCAAUGCCCAAGAACAUGUGGAUUCUGUGUAUAGGUGCAAACCCACAGCGCAUAAAUUUCUCAGAAUGUUA
Cylicocyclus nassatus is the source of this 998-nucleotide messenger RNA. The record is from the annotation of a GenBank genome assembly. NCBI's taxonomy places the organism in Eukaryota, Metazoa, Nematoda, Chromadorea, Rhabditida, Strongylidae.